UCUUUACUGCACAUUUCAGCAAACCAGACUGCAAUUUUUAGAGAUUAGACAAAAUGAAAUUCUUCGUUCUGUUUUUGUCUGUUUCUUUUGCUGCAGUUGAAGCCCAAUAUCAGCCAUACUAUGAAGACAGUUUGUAUCAAUAUGCAAACUAUCCGAUUUCUGAUGGCCGGACCCCAAACUUAGGUUUUGACCAUCGUCUUUAUUUACGUACGUCAACUACUACAGCCACAACCACCACGACCACUACUUGCACGGUUUCGACUGGCGUUGCUUGUGUUGGUGGUCGCCGCAGAAGAUUUUUGGAAGAAGAUGAUUCCAUCGAACCUUCUCCAGUUGACAAGGUUGAAAUUACGCCGCUUGUCGAAAUGGAGUCGGCUCCCAAGAUAACGCGUAAAGCGGAACCGCAAUAUGCAUUUUGGCGUGGAGGUUUCGAACAUCCUCCAUCUCCGUACGAAAUCCGGUCAACAUUCGGCCAAAGUUUGAAUUACCCUACGAAUUAUAAUCCUUACUUACGCCAACCGAUUAUUGUCGCCGAUACUCGCUUUCUGCUUAAUUAUUAUGCCUUCACGACAACAACGACUUCUACGGCGACUACCACUUUCAGAUCAACACCAAUCUGUUCAGCAACAAGUGGAUUCCAGCCGUGUUAAUCGAUAAAGUGCGGCUGGAUGACGGUCAUGUUGAACGUGAAAAUAUUUUUCUCUGAACGUGUAUUUCCUUUAUAUUAUUGGCAAUGUUACAUUUGAGGAGAUAAAGUGAUGGUAUUAAUAAUAUUAACUUUUUCAUGAGGAGGAAAUGGAUAACGGUUUGCUGUUCUUUGAGAUUGUUUGGAAAUACACGUACCAAAAUAA
This is a messenger RNA of Daphnia pulex (common water flea), 851 nucleotides long. RefSeq lists its product as uncharacterized. The record is from RefSeq and is a predicted model, not a curated record. Bases 54 to 650 code for a protein of 198 amino acids. NCBI's taxonomy places the organism in Eukaryota, Metazoa, Arthropoda, Branchiopoda, Diplostraca, Daphniidae. The transcript is spliced from 2 exons.